Molecule: messenger RNA, 1805 nt
Organism: Amphimedon queenslandica
Lineage: Eukaryota; Metazoa; Porifera; Demospongiae; Haplosclerida; Niphatidae
Product: cell wall protein RBR3-like
Exons: 2
Source: RefSeq, a predicted model, not a curated record
AAUAAUGAAUUAAAAUUAAUCAUAAUUUAUGCUACUCUGUAGAACAGCCACUGAGUUUAUACCAGGCAUUCCCAGGCCAUCAACUAGUACUUUCCUAUCAUCUAUAUAUAUACUUACUCUUUAUAGUCAGGCUAGACUCAUCAAUUCAUAUAUUGAGGUAUGUAUUUAAUGUACUGAUGAACAGAAUCACAGUGGUGCUAUCCUGUAGAUCAAGCUAGAGCUCUUGGGCCUCUACUUUAAGCAGCAGCUAGUGAUCUGAUCAUUUUCCUUGAACGAUAUAUCUGAAUUACAGCAAAAUUGUAGAUAUUGUUUAAAAUACAGUACACAUAUUAUAGUCAAUGUAUAUGAUGGAUAGAGCUAACGAAAGACCUGAUGUUAUGUCAUUGUUAAGAGAAAGAUUACCAAGCUACAUAGUUUACAGCUUUGCUGAAAGUGGAUUUGAUGAUAUUGAUGCCAUUCUUGAAAUGGACAUUUCAGACUCUCCUAAUAACUCUAUACACGGUAUCCAAGAGUACAUUGAGAGCCAGAAAGAUGACUUGCCCAACUGUAUAAGACCAAAUUCAAAUACAUGUAAAUUUUUACCUGGACAUUACUUGCGUGUCAAACGAUUAGUUCGAGAAAUACAGGACGAAUAUGGCGAAAAACCAGUUCCUAAGAAACAAAAAUUGUCAAAUAGUACCUCGAAUAGUACAGCCGAACCACCUUUAAAUAACCCAAUCACAGACAUUAUUACUGAAAUCAAUGCCAGAGUAACACAAUGGUCGAGGAAUUUUGAUAAUGGUCGUUUCAAUGACAUCAAAGAAAACGAUCACUACUACAUCAAUGUCUCACGAAGUUUGUCAGAUAGUAGUCAAUUCACAGUAACCCUAAGGUGCAAGUGCAAUGCCACUUACACUGUACAAAGGAAAAAAACUGGUUCCAAGCCUUGGGUUAUUUCUAACUGGUGUACCCAUUUUCAACAAUGUGAAGAUAAGAGACGAUCUAGAGAGCAGCAAGCAAAACAAAACAAUCUCUCCAGCUAUUUCUCUUCAUCAAAACCAAUGUCAAUUGAAACAACACCUAUAUGCCAAUCAUCCCUAUCACUUUCACCUGAGCCUUCAUCACCUCUAGCAUUAUCUCCAACAGCUUCCCCACUAUCAACAUCAUCUGCUGGAAAGUUACAUAUUUCUUCACACUUGGACACUCAAUCCACCUGUAUUGCAACCACAACAGUGACAACAACACCAUCAGUAGCAACCAGUACCUCUCAUCAUGAAAACCAGGGUUUUUCAAAAAGCCCCUCCUUCAAAAUGAGAGGAGGGGCUACAUCUCAUGGAUCUGAAAGUCCACACAUUACACUACCUUCAGCAACACCUACAUUAACUGAAACAACACAUACAUGUCAAUCACCCCUAUCACAACCAUCACCUCCAUUAUCAAUUACACCUCUAUUAUCUCCUGCAACCUUACCUAGCUCUGGACAGGUAACUCAGUACUCCAUCAAUACAACAUCAUUAUCAGCAGCUGGCACUCAUGAUGCCAAUCAGGGUAUUCAAGAAGCUCCUCUGGCUAAUUCUCGUACUGGAACUGAUUGGUCCAGAUCUGCUCGACUGAAACGGAAAUUAAUAGAAGCUGCUGAUAAACCAGACCAGAUGCAUAUAACCUCUUACUUUGCUGUUGCUGACAAAAUUUCUCUACUUUGUAAAGAGAAUCAAAAAUUGUCUCUCUUGCUUCAACAAGGUCAAAAAGCAGAAACUAAUGACAUUGAUGCUGCUGCUCCCAUUCUUCAGAGUUUACUAGAGAGUGCAAAAAGGAAUAGCAAUAAG